CGUGAAAAGCAGGGUCAGGAACUCUAGCAAAACAUUACUAAACUUUGUGAGCAAGAGGAAAAAUGGCCGUAAGAGAGCAAUUCACGAACCCACUGGAGCCCCUAGUAGUCCAUACAAGAUAGCUAAAUUGAGUGAAAGAUGUCACAUCCAGAGACGUGGCAAGAAGGGAAAGCAUGCCAUACGUCAAAACGGGGAAAGAGAAUUCCUAAGGACAAAACUCUUCCAAUUGGAGAUGUGGCUUUGAAUUCCUCUUCACUGAAUACAUUGGAACCUAUAAUUGAUAACAAGGAACUUAUGAACCGUGGUUCAAAGAUAAGGAGUAAAUUCAAGUGUAAAGAGAAAUCAAAGCAUAAGAAACAGGUGACAUUUUCUGAGGAAACACCGGAGGAUGAUAUUGCAGAAAAUCAAUCGCCGCCGCUUCCUCGGUGGAGCAAGAAGAAGAUCGUCUUCGAGUACGAGAGAGAGAUCAUGGCAGAUGCCGCACAUUUAGAGAGGAUGGGACGAGAGCUCAAGUGCCCCAUCUGCUUAAGUCUGUUGAAUUCAGCCGCUUCACUCACGUGUAAUCAUGUUUUCUGCAAUUCAUGUAUCCACGCAUCAAUGAAGUCUGCAGCCAAUUGUCCAGUUUGUAAAGUUCCUUUCCGGCCCCGAGAAAUCCGCCCUGCUCCUCAAAUGGAUAACCUGGUCAACAUUUACAAGAGUCUGGAAGCUGCAUCAGGAGUGAACAUAUUUGUUACUCAAACCGAAACAUCAACUAAAACAAUAGGUGAUGAAAACAAAUCCGACAGCCCAAAAACCAUUGAAUUUGCAGAAUAUGAGAAUGCAUCACAAAAGACCAUGAAUGAAAGUCACACUUCAAGUUUUCUUAGAGCUUCAUUUCCAACCAAGAAAAGGGUUCAAGUCCAACAACAUUACCAUUUAGAAAGUCCCCCACCAACAAAAUUGGUUGUUGAAACUGGUGAAGUCACAGUCACUGAACCCCAUAAUAGUCCUCUCGUAAACAAAGGCAAGAGGGUCUUAAACGAGAGGGGAGAGCUGAACAUUUGUCCAUUUUUCUGGUUGAGAGAAGAUACAGAGAAGUCAACUCAGCAGUCGGCUGAAUCAGACAGGGAUAAUCCCACAGAUACACCUAGUGACAUUCCUUGUUUUAGUGAUAUGAAGGACUCUGAUGAUGAAAAUCCUCUUGAGAUGUCUCCAAAAAGCGUAGCCCCCGGUGACAUAGCAAAGAAUACUCAUUUUUUCGAUAGUGAGAUGUUUGAAUGGACACAAAGACCUUGCUCCCCCGAACUUCUUUCAAGCCCACUAAAACUGCAGGUUGAAGAUAGUUUUGAAUGUGAAGGAGUUGUACAGGAUACAGGGGCAACAAUAGUGGAUUUAAAUACACUUCUUGGUCUCAAAAGUGGGACCAUAAAAAACAUAACUGAUGAAAAUGGAAUAAACAUUGAAGAUGUUAAUCAACCCAGUAUAUCUUCUCCAAGGAAUGAGAUGAGUGGCGUGAAAAGCAGGCAUAAGAAACAGGUGACAUUUUCUGAGGAAACACCGGAGGAUGAUAUUGCAGAAAAGUUUGAAGACACAUCAAUUGAGGACACUCAGAUUCCUGAAAGCACAUCAAAUAAUCUGUGUAUGAACACAAAUAAUUUGCCAAAAACAAAAACGUCACUUUGCAAUUUGAGUGGCUCGGUUUUGCAAAAGUGUCAGACGAAUCCUGCAAAAAUCCAAUGUGCAUUUUGCCAUAGUGCAGUAGAGUCCGAGGAUUCAGGACUUAUGGUGCACUAUCUGAAUGGAAAGCCUACCACAGACCAUAUUGGAGCAACAAAAAUCAUAAGUGUGCACAAAAAUUGUGCAGAGUGGGCACCAAAUGUAUAUUUUAAUGAUGAUGAUGAAAUCAUUAAUCUUGAAACGGAAUUGAGGAGAAGUAGGAAUAUUUCCUGCAGCUUCUGUGGAGUUAAAGGUGCAGCUCUGGGCUGCUAUGAGAAGACUUGUCGUAAAAGUUUUCACGUUCCCUGUGCAAAGAGGACACCGCAGUGUCGAUGGGACUAUGAUAACUUUGUAAUGUUAUGCCCUCUACAUGCAUGUCAUAAAUUGCCAACUGAGUUACCUGCAUUCAGAUCAAGGGAGAAAAGGAAAUGUGAGCUGAGGAAUUCUUGUAUCAAUCAACCUCAAGUUUCAGUUGGAAUCGAUAGUCAUGGAGGACUUUGGAAAUCUCAGAGCAAAGAUAAAAGCUUGGUGCUUUGCUGCUCAGCUAUCUCUGAUGCAGAGAAGGCUAUUGUUUCUGACUUGGAGCGGUUGUCAGGUGCAACACUACUGAAGACUUGGGACCCAAGUGUAACCCAUCUCAUUGCAUCUACAGAUGAGAAUGGGGCAUGUAAAAGAACAUUCAAGUUUUUGAUGGGUGUCUUGGGGGGUAAAUGGAUCCUCACAAUUGAAUGGAUUAAAGCUUGCUUGAAUGCUGCAGAGCUUCUUGAUGAACACCAAUAUGAAAUUGCAGUCGAUACUCACGGAGUCAGAGAUGGUCCUAGACUUGGCAGAUUAAGAAUGUCAAAUAAGCAACCCAAGCUUUUCAAUGGAUACAAGUUUUAUUUCAUGGGAGACUUUUUGCCUUCAUACAAAAAGUAUUUGCACGACCUGGUGGUUGCCGCCGGUGGAAUUGUCCUGAACAGGAAGCCUGUGGAUGAGCCAGCUCUUUCAACUGGAUCCUCACCAACUCUCAUUGUUUACAGCCUUGAGUUACCCGAUGGCAAAUGUGAGCCAAGGGAGAAAAGUUCAAUCUUUGAGAACAGGCGGUUGGCUGCAGAAGCUUUGGCUAGUUCCACGGGUUCCUUAGCUGCAACCAAUUCAUGGAUUCUAGACUCCAUUGCAGGCUCCAAGUUGCAGCGCCUUAUAUAACCCUUCAAAACCUUCUGCGUCUCCUCUGCUCCACAAUGGUGAGUAUAUAAAGCAUUAAUCAUUGGUUUGCAUUGGUGCUUUGGGUCUCCCUUGUUGCUGAUGUAGGAGAUUGGACUUUGUUUUAUCACUUCUUGGGCAAGUUUUAUGGUUAGAUGCCUCCUGGUGGAAUGGCAUUUUUUGGAAAAUGUUAUGGAGUAGUAUCAAGUAAGCGGAGGAAUAAAAGUAGAUUCAAUAU
Cuscuta campestris is the source of this 3118-nucleotide messenger RNA. Lineage: Eukaryota; Viridiplantae; Streptophyta; Magnoliopsida; Solanales; Convolvulaceae. The record is from the annotation of a GenBank genome assembly.